AUGCAAGCAUCACCUCGAUCAGCUUCUUCAUCAAUCUCGCAAGCAUGGGCGAAGCAGUACGCGCCGUGGGCACUAGCCAUCAUCUUCUUCGUCUGCCUCGUUCUGAUGUCGAUUUCAGGAUGGGGUUUCAAGGGCACACUGAGCGACGACCUCUACUUUUUCAAAGUCAAAUUCACCGAACUCGAUAUGAUGGCGUCCGACCUACCAAACGACGACUUGACAGCCGCACUCAAGUACUCCGCCGAAAGCAGCAAGCUCGCACGGGUCUAUGAAGUCCACCUUUACAACUUCUGCCAGCGCAACCACGCCGAGCGGGUUGUCACUUAUUGCCCACCAAGGAUCUCUUCGGUCUCCACCGUCGCCGCUGUGCUCAUCAGCACAGCAACCUUCUCCGCUUUCGUCAGAGCGAUGAACGAGAUCCUUCAGCACUACCGUGUUUAUCUGACCGUGGGCACGCAUGAACUUGUGAUUGCUUGGCUCGCUGUGCUGUGCGGCUGGGCCAGCACAUCCUUCUGGCUGUUCAGCGCCUGCAGCUGCCCCAGCCGCAAUGAUCCACAUCAUCGUUCGAACAAAGGCGGACUAUGGUCCUCACCGCCAAGUAACUACGGCCGCCGCAGUCGUGUGCUCGUGGAAAAGACUGGCGGUUUGUAUGAGGGUGUCUUAAAUCCUUUCUUGGCGGAGGACAAGGAUCCGUUGGUGACGGAGUACAAAGGUCCUGCGAGUGGUAAGUUCGAGCCAUAUAUGCAUCGCAACAGCGAGUAA
Molecule: messenger RNA, 762 nt
Organism: Boeremia exigua
Lineage: Eukaryota; Fungi; Ascomycota; Dothideomycetes; Pleosporales; Didymellaceae
Exons: 2
Coding region: 1-762 (253 amino acids)
Biological process (GO): fungal-type cell wall organization
Cellular component (GO): cell cortex of cell tip; plasma membrane
Source: RefSeq, a predicted model, not a curated record